UGGUCCGAGCGGCUGGCAGUGCCAGGCUCCAUACACCAUCACCGUCUCCGUAACCGGAGGAGGAUAUAGGAGGAAGGCUCUCCUGUAAAUCCUGUCCUGCGUGCAGGUCACAGGCGCGGAGGCACGAGAGUCUGAAGAGCGGGAUAAUCGUUUAGAAAUUUCAGUGUUGACGCCGCGUCACACGCAUGUAUCGCUCACGCAUUUACUGCGUAAAACUGGAAUACAAAACUCAAUAUAGUCGGUAGCCGCUUUUGGGUGAGACGAGCCGGAUUUCUUUCCAUCUCCUCUUUAUCGGUCAUUUCCCCCCGGGGCUUCGUGUCCUUCUCUUUUAAAUGGACCAGAGACUAUAUGGAAAUGGGCAAACUUUCGCUUAAAACACACGAUUAUUCAUCCGUGGACUGGAAGCAUCUAGUGUGACUAUGGACUGUUGCCUGUCGCUGGAUUCAAUGGCUAUACGCACUUGGAACUAUGACAAUAAGAUAUGUCCGUAAUGAAACCGAGCCUGGGGUGAAGUUUGCGUUUUUUCGAGGUUUUCUCCCGAGGGGGGACGUGUUGCUUGGUCGGAUUACGGAACUGCGAGACGCAUAGAACUUGCAAACAUGCGGACUCCGGAGCGCGGAAUCGGGCUCUAGACCUGCAGGACCUGACAUAACGCAGCUAUGGGCUCCCUGACGCGUGGCGGCUGGCUGGUGGUCCCCCUGCUGCUCCAAGCGUGGCUGCACGCUGCCCCUGGUGGUCGUGUCCGUGAGCGGCCCUGUCCUCAGAGCUGCCGCUGCGACGGCAAGAUCGUCUACUGCGAGUCCAACGCCUUCCGCGACGUCCCCCGCAACGUGUCCGUGGGCUGCCAAGGCCUGUCGCUGCGCUACAACAGCCUCGCCGGCCUGCGCGCCGGGCAGUUCGCCAGCCUCGGCCAGCUGGUGUGGGUAUACCUGGACCACAACUACAUCAGCGCGGUGGACCGACAGGCCUUCCAGGGCGUCCGGCGGCUCAAGGAGCUCAUCCUCUCCUCCAACAAGAUCACGCAGCUGGACAACGCCACGUUUCACGCCGUGCCCAACCUGCGCAACCUGGACCUGUCCUACAACAAGCUGCAGGUGCUGCAGCCCGGUCAGUUCCAGGGCUUGCGGAAGCUCCUCAGCCUCCACCUGCGCUCCAACUCGCUCAAGACGGUCCCCAUGCGCGUGUUCCAGGACUGCCGCAACCUGGAGUUCCUGGACCUGGGCUACAACCGUCUGCGCAGCCUGACCCGGAACACGUUCGCCGGGCUCCUCAAGCUCACCGAGCUGCACCUGGAGCACAACCAGUUCUCCAAGAUCAACUUCUCCCACUUCCCCCGCCUCAACAACCUGCGGGCGCUCUACCUGCAGUGGAACCGCAUCCGCGUGGUCAGCCAGGGCCUCACCUGGACGUGGACGUCGCUGCAGAAGCUGGACCUGUCCGGCAACGAGCUGCAGACGCUCGACCCCAGCAUCUUCCAGUGCUUGCGCAACCUGCAGACCCUCAACCUGGACUCCAACAAGCUGACCAACGUCUCCCAGGAAGUGGUGGACGCCUGGCUCUCUCUGACCAUCAUCAGCCUGUCCAGCAACACCUGGGAGUGCAGGGCCAGCAUCUGCCCCCUGGUGGCCUGGCUGAGGAACUUCAAGGGCAACAAGGAGACCACCAUGAUCUGCGCUGGCCCCAAGGAGGUGCAGGGGGAGAAGGUGAUGGACGUGGUGGACAACCUGAGCAUCUGCAAGAACACGCCGGCCCCCUCGGCCCCGCGGCCCUCCUCCGUGCCGAGCUCCCGCUCCAACGCCGGACGCCCGCCCUUCCCCACGCUCUCCCGGCCGGACGAUGCGGCCAGCGGGGGGGGUUUGGUGGUUCCGUCCCCGUCCUCUGGCGGGGCCUCGAUCCCCGAGCAGGACUUCGAGCACGUGUCCUUCCACAAGAUCAUCGCGGGCAGCGUGGCGCUCUUCCUGUCCGUGGCCAUGAUCCUGCUGGUCAUCUACGUGUCGUGGAAGCGCUACCCGAGCAGCAUGAAGCAGCUGCAGCAGCACUCGGCGGCGCGCGGAAAGCGCCGGAAAAAGGCCCGGGACAGCGGCGGCCGCCGCCUCAGCCCCCCCCUGCAGGAGUACUAUGUGGACUACAAGCCCACUAACUCAGAGACCAUGGACAUGCUGGUCAACGGCACGGGGCCCUGCACCUACACCAUCUCCGGCUCACGCGAAUGUGAGGUAUGACCCGCCCGUCGCCCGCUCACACUACUGUCCUCUGUGGGCAUGCCGAGUCCUGUGUGUGUGUGUGUGUGUGUCUGUGUGUGUGUGUGUGUGUGUGUAUGUGUGUGUAUUUGUGUGUGUGUAGGACAGGAAUCGGGUCAGUGCAUGGGGACUUGAGUCAAACACACACCAGCACACUGGGCUGGCUCCAGCUGGUCCAAGGCAGCUCUGGUCAGUACGAUUUGCAGCGUCCGCUGCCGUCAAAACACAGUAAGAGGCCAGACCAUGUGCGCUACGUUUGAGAUCAAGUAUCUAUGCAGUGAAUCUUUUUCCAGCCUCUCUGUGUGUGUGUGUGUGUGACUCUGUGUAUGUGAUCAUCUCUUUGCAGUCCUCUGUGUGUGUGUGUGUGUGUGUGUAUGUGUUCACUCUUGUGUACAAUGCCAUAGGCAGUGAAAGAUGCUGAGUGCAAGUCUAACAGGUUGUCUGUUGAAAGUGGGAGAAUAUUUAAUUUAGUGUUGUGCUGUGCUCAUGGUGGACUCGUUUUCGUUUUUGGAUGGCGACAAAUGUGCCAACAGGCGCCAAGAGGUGUUUUCAGUGUUUAUCUUCAAAAGGAGCGUUUUAGUGCCUAAUCCUUGUGUCACUAGUCACCUGAGAUAAAAAGCGGUAGAAAGAACGACCAGUCAGGGUGACCAGUCGAUGGGUCACUCACAGUCAGGUGGACCAGUCGAUGGGUCACUCACAGUCAGGGUGACCAGUCGAUGGGUCACUCACAGUCAGGUGGACCAGUCGAUGGGUCACUCACAGUCAGGGUGACCAGUCGAUGGGUCACUCACAGUCAGGUGGACCAGUCGAUGGGUCACUCACAAUCAGAGGCAUCUCUGUGGAGAUGCUUCAGCUCGGGAGAAAUAUAUUUAGAUUUUGUGAGUUGCAGCUAACCAAACUGCUCCCGUUUUCUAGUAUGUGAUGUGAUGUGUGUGUGUGUGUGUGUGUGUGUGUGUGU
This is a messenger RNA of Alosa sapidissima (American shad), 3198 nucleotides long. RefSeq names its product leucine-rich repeat transmembrane neuronal protein 4. The record is from RefSeq and is a predicted model, not a curated record. Gene Ontology annotation, molecular function: protein binding. Bases 660 to 2222 code for a protein of 520 amino acids. The transcript has 3 exons. Lineage: Eukaryota; Metazoa; Chordata; Actinopteri; Clupeiformes; Clupeidae.